GCCACCUCUAUCCCAAUCCCUGGGGCUCAAGCCCCCUUGGGGGACCUGCAUCCCAGCAUGUCUAUAGCUGUGGAGACCUUCGGCUUCUUCAUGUCAGCCCUGGGACUGCUGAUGCUGGGGGUGACCCUUCCAAACAGCUACUGGAGAGUGUCUACGGUCCACGGGAACGUCAUCACCACCAACACCAUCUUUGAGAACCUAUGGUAUAGCUGUGCCACCGACUCCCUGGGAGUCUCCAACUGCUGGGAGUUCCCUUCCAUGCUGGCCCUCUCUGGGUAUGUCCAGGGCUGCCGAGCCCUCAUGAUCACCGCCAUCCUCCUGGGCUUCCUGGGCCUCUUCCUAGGCAUGGUGGGGCUGCGCUGCACCACUAUGGGCCACAUGGAUCCUUCCAGGAAGGCCAAGGUGCUGGCCGCUGCGGGGGCCCUCCACAUACUCGCUGGGGCCUGUGGGAUGGUGGCUAUCUCCUGGUAUGCUAUCAACAUCACUACUGACUUCUUCAACCCGUUGUAUGUUGGAACCAAGUACGAGCUGGGUCCCGCCCUCUACUUGGGCUGGAGCGCCUCCCUGCUCUCCAUUCUGGGUGGUAUCUGUCUCUUUUCCACCUGCUGCUGUGCUGCCAAGGAGGACCCAGCCACCAGGGCCAGGCUUCCCUAUAAGCCCUCUACAGUUGUGAUACCCAGAGCCACCUCAGAUGAAAGCAACAUCAGCUUUGGUAAAUAUGGCAAGAACGCCUAUGUUUAGGAGCUCUGGCCUGGUGGACACCAUUUUUUUGUCUCACAGUCCCCAAUGGAAAAGUGUCCCCAGGAUCCCUGGACCAGUCUCCAGUUAAUAACCUCAGGACAGACCAUUUCCAGGCUCCACCCUGUGCCUGGAAGCCAUGACCUGCUCUGGAUAUACCUUAUCUGGCACUCCAGCCUCUCCCAGGGACAGAAGCUGGGGGGCAACUCGCAUGGCCUCCUACAGCUGGACCCAAGGGGACAGAGGUGUCUGCAGCUUGUGACACCAUAUAAAUACAUGCUUAAAUAAAUGUAUAUUGUGAUUGUUCGGGGGCUUCAGGGCUCAUGAGGUUGCAGCCAAGUAAGGGGUUCAUUGUCAUACCAUAGGCUGUCAAGACUGCCCACUUUCGAGCUGCCUCAUCCAGUGAAAUAAUGUGCCAAGGAGCUGGGGCAAGGGCUCAGUGAGUAAGAGUGUUUGCUACACAAGCAUGAAGACAUGAGUUCAAAUCCCCAGAACCUAUGUAAAAAGUGGUGCCUGAUCACACUCCGGUAACCCCAGUGUUGGGGAGGCUCUCUGAGGCUUACUGGCUUCCAACCUAGCUCCAGGUUCAAUGUGAGAUGCUGUCUCAAAGGAAUAAGGUGGAGAGUGAUAGAGCAGGCCACUGGAAGCCCUCCUUGACCUUUGCAGGCACACAGACUUGUACAGACAACACAUACAUGCACUUUUUUUGUUGUUUUUGUUUUUGGUUUUUUUAGUUUUUUGAAACAGGGUGUCUCUGUGUAGCUUUGGAACUCACUCUGUAGACCAGGCUGGCCUCAAACUCACAGAGAUCCGCCAGCCUCUGCCUCCUGAGUGCUGGAAUUAAAGGCCUGUGCCACCGCCGCCCCACUGCAUGCACACAUUCUUAACAAAAGGUGUUGCAAGUACCCACUCAGGGAAUAUCACUAGCUGGGACGCUGCUGGCCAGCUGAAAUUCUCUUUUGACCUGUUUUCUUACAGCUGCACAUUGUUUGUGUAUGUGUUUGAACUAGAUUUGGGGUUUAAUAAAGAUAUUUUAAAAGAUGCAUUAUUUACAUGUA
This is a messenger RNA of Cricetulus griseus (Chinese hamster), 1796 nucleotides long. The record is from RefSeq and is a predicted model, not a curated record. NCBI's taxonomy places the organism in Eukaryota, Metazoa, Chordata, Mammalia, Rodentia, Cricetidae.